CCACUAAAGGCGAUCGGGAAAACUAACAGAGUGAGUCGUUGUUACGGAGUUUUUGAGUAUUUAAGCGGAGAAGAGAGAGUUCUUUCGAAACUCAACUUCUUUCUUUGCUUUGUGUUUUGAUCAGAUAAGUACACACUUCUGUUAAAGUUUUUUUUUGUAAAUAAUAAAUAAAUAACAAACCCCGGCCUUCAAAGAUGGGAUUCGACAGAGAACUGGAGAUGGGGGAUUACCGAGGCGAGGGGGGUAAGGCGGCGGCCGAUAAGGCAGAUAUCGAUGCUUGGCUUCCGGUAGGCUCCGAACGUACUGGGACGUGGUGGUAUUCCACCUUCCACAAUGUCACCGCCAUGGUCGGCGCCGGUGUUCUUAGCCUCCCUUACGCCAUGUCCGAGAUGGGAUGGGGUCCUGGAGUGGCAAUGAUGGUGCUAUCAUGGGCGAUAACACUAUACACGCUGUACCAGAUGGUGGAGAUGCACGAAUGCGUGCCGGGGAGGAGAUUCGACAGGUACUACGAGCUAGGUCAGUACGCGUUCGGGGAGAGGCUCGGCCUCUUCAUCGUGGUGCCCCAACAGGCUCUCGUCGAGAUCAGUCUCUGCAUCAUAUACAUGGUCACCGGCGGCUCCUCAAUCCAGAAAGUCCACGAGCUCCUCUGCCACGGUUGCAAGCCCAUCAAGCUCUCCUACUUCAUCCUCAUGUUCUCCAGCGUCCAAUUCGUGGUCGCCUACCUGCCCAACUUAAGCUCGGUCGGCCUCGUCUCCCUAACCGCGGCCGUCAUGUCCGUCUCCUACUCCACCAUCGCCUGGGGGUCGGCCCUGCACAAGUGGAUCGAGUCGUCCGUGGUGGACUACGGGCCGAGGGGCACGAAGAAGGUCGAUAAUGUGUUCAUGUUCAUGAGCGCGUUGGGGGACAUGGCGUUUUCUUAUGCGGGUCAUAACGUGGUCUUGGAGAUCCAGGCCACCAUCCCAUCCACCCCGGAAAACCCUUCCAAGAAGGCCAUGUGGAAAGGCGUGGUUAUUGCUUAUAUAGUCGUGGCUAUGUGCUAUUGGCCCGUUGCCUUCAUUGGCUACCUCGCCCUGGGUAACAAAGUCGAUGACAACAUCCUUCUCACCCUCGAAAAGCCCGUUUGGCUCAUCGCUGCUGCUAACAUUUUUGUGGUUAUCCAUGUUGUUGGAAGCUACCAGGUUUACGCCAUGCUUAUGUUUGAUAUGAUUGAAACAUAUGCUGUCAAGACCUUGAAAUUCAAGCCUACCAUGACUCUUCGAGUCACAACUAGGAGCCUAUUUGUUGCGUUCACACUCUUUGUGGGCAUAUCAGUGCCUUUCUUUGGCGGUCUACUCGGAUUUUUUGGUGGCUUUGCUUUCGCUCCAACCACAUACUUUAUUCCUUGCAUCAUGUGGCUUAUUAUUAAGAAACCUAAAAGAUUUGGAGUUUCUUGGUUCCUAAAUUGGUUAUUCAUCUUCAUUGGUGUUUCAUUGACGAUUUUCGCUCCAAUUGGUGGAUUGUACAGUAUCGUUAAAUCUGCCAAGACUUAUCACUUCUACCAAUGAUGUGAUGAUAUAUCUCCAACUCCUCAAACUAUUUUAUAGCCCGGUUACUUCGGAAAGAUCACAACGGCAAACAUACAGAUCAGAGGGUGUUUAUAGUCCUCUAUAACAUUACUAAAAUUGUCUUGGUGGCUUUAUAUUUUCCCGGGACUUAGUAAGGAAAUAAAUUUUAUAUAUGAUGCAGCGGACCCCACUGUUCCUAUUUGAGAACGAGAUAGGUGGAAGGCUAUGUUAGUCAUUAUAUUUUUCAUUCUCCUUUAUACUAUCUAAUAUAUAUAUCUUGUGUGUUUUCUGUAUGAGUGUAUGACCUUUCCCAUGUGAUGGUAAUAAAAUAAUAAAUACUCAUUCUCAA
Ipomoea triloba (trilobed morning glory) is the source of this 1893-nucleotide messenger RNA. RefSeq names its product lysine histidine transporter 2-like. The record is from RefSeq and is a predicted model, not a curated record. The coding region runs from base 195 to 1544 and encodes 449 amino acids. Gene Ontology annotation, cellular component: plasma membrane. Lineage: Eukaryota; Viridiplantae; Streptophyta; Magnoliopsida; Solanales; Convolvulaceae. The transcript has 6 exons.